Hymenoscyphus albidus is the source of this 1142-nucleotide messenger RNA. Lineage: Eukaryota; Fungi; Ascomycota; Leotiomycetes; Helotiales; Helotiaceae. The record is from the annotation of a GenBank genome assembly.
AUGGCUCCAGAACUUCCCUCGGAAUCUUCAGAAGCUCCAGCGAAACAAGCUCCCAUCAUUUUUCGCCUCCCACACCAAACUCCUGACGUUCGACUCGUUGUUUUCGACCAAGAGUAUCAUGUCCAUUCUACAAUCUCGAAACUCUACUCCAACUACUUUCGGAAGUUUCUUGACUCUCCCAAUAAACCUGGCUCUUCGCCCUCGUCAUUCUUCAAAUAUGAAUACGUGACCGUUGUUGAUGAUGAUGGAAUAUGGGCCUUGGAAUCUGCUGGUAAGGUAAGUGAAUUGUUGUCUCUGACACAGUAGCCAAGCUAAGCAUAUGUCAGGUUCAAGCUAUCAAGCCUGAUGCUCUUGCUCUUCUUGAAUCCUCAGGCAAGAUAUCCGUCAAGUCAGAAUGUGCCAUUUUUCGCAAGCUCAUGUCAGCGAUGUAUCUUCGUCCGUAUACGAUCGACUCUGCCAGCGACGUCAUUGGAUUGACCCGGGUCGCCGAUUUUUACUGCGCAUUGCCAAUCGUUUCAGCAACACUAAACGGGCCCCUUAUGAGUAGUGAAUAUGUUGCUAAAGGAAAUAUUAAGAAUAGGGAUACGACAGAGCAUGUACACUUCAAAGCACCUGAGCUCUUACUCGCGGCUCACAAACUUCGGCAUGGAAUAUUGUUUCGAGAAUGCUUAGUUCAUAUAGUUGAUUUUCUCGACGACAGCAGACGUUUAUCACAAGACGAUAGCUACAAGGGUUAUCGUCUGCUUGCUCAAAACGACGUCUUGUACCGCAUUGUGCUCGAGCACCACAGCCUGAAGUGUCAGAAGAUUAUGAAAGUCAAUCUAGAACAAAUUAAGCUUGCACAGGAUGACGAUGACACGGUCUCAUUCGUGCCUUCUGCUGAGACCCAUGCGAUCAUUACGCAUAGACCUGAUAUGAAUGCCAGGUACUUUCGCGCUGUUCGACAGGAGCUAGCAGAGGAGAAGCGUGGUGGACCUGAGGAACCACUUAUGGAGGCGCUUGAUGAUCUAUUGAAGAGUGACCUGGUUUUAGAUAAAACCGGCCGCCGCCCCGGAGAGGAUGGCGUUUACCAACACUGUUUUCAUGCAUGUGAUGCUGAUAAGGUCGUACUUCCAUGGAACGAAGAAGAAAUAGACUGGUGA